Phalaenopsis equestris is the source of this 1753-nucleotide messenger RNA. Its product is annotated as NEDD8-activating enzyme E1 regulatory subunit AXR1-like. Gene Ontology annotation, biological process: protein neddylation. The transcript has 14 exons. Bases 98 to 1672 code for a protein of 524 amino acids. The record is from RefSeq and is a predicted model, not a curated record. NCBI's taxonomy places the organism in Eukaryota, Viridiplantae, Streptophyta, Magnoliopsida, Asparagales, Orchidaceae. Gene Ontology annotation, cellular component: cytoplasm. Gene Ontology annotation, molecular function: NEDD8 activating enzyme activity.
UUUUAGCAGUUUAUCGGUGCUGUGCCCCUUUCCUCUUUUUCUGUUCACCCAGACUCUCUACUCGCAGCGACAACCCUGGAGCUCUCCUAUAUCGCUAAUGGCAACGGAGUCGAAGACCAAGUACGAUCGCCAGCUUAGGAUUUGGGGCGAACAAGGGCAAGCAGCGCUUGAGAAAGCCAGCAUAUGCCUUCUUAACUGCGGCCCUACUGGAUCCGAGGCAUUGAAAAAUCUCGUUCUUGGUGGGGUUGGCAGCAUCACUGUUAUUGAUGGCAGCAAAGUGGAAAUACAUGAUCUUGGAAAUAACUUCAUGUUGGAUGAAGCAAGCCUCGGUCAGUCUAAGGCGAAGUGUGUGUGUGCCUUUCUGCAAGAGUUGAAUGAUGCUGUUAAAGCCAAAUUUGUGGAGGAGUCUAGUGAAGCUCUCAUAGAAGGAAAUCCUUCCUUCUUUUCCUCGUUUACCUUAGUAAUAGCGACUCAGCUAUCGGAAACGUCAUUAUUAAAGCUGGAUAAGAUUUGUAGACAAUAUAAUGUCAUUAUGUUGGGUGCACGCUCGUACGGACUCACCGGGUUAGUUCGGAUUUGUUUGAAGGAACAUGAUGUUGUUGAGUCAAAACCUGAACAUUUUGUGGAUGAUCUAAGACUGCACAAUCCUUGGCCUGACCUGAAAGAGUUUGCAAAAUCAAUGGACUUAAAUGUGAUUGAUCCUGUCGUACACAAGCAUAUACCUUACAUAGUUAUCCUUAUUCAUAUUGCGGAAAAAUGGGCUGACGGACACGACGGAUGUUUACCAACUACUCGACAAGAAAAAAAGGAGUUUAAGGAUUUAAUAAAAUCUUACAUGCUUAAUAUGGAUGAAGAAAAUUACAAAGAAGCUAUUGAAUCAUCUUACAAAGUUUCCCUUCCUCGUGGAAUUAGUUCUCAAUUGAAUCAGAUCAUAAAUGACAAUGCUGCUGAAGUUAAUUCAGCCUCAACAGACUUCUGGAUCUUGGUUGCAGCUUUAAAGGAAUUUAUUGAAAAAGAAGGUGACGGAGAGCCACCUCUCGAGGGAUCAAUACCUGAUAUGACAUCCUUAACGGAAUAUUACAUCAGCCUACAAAGGAUUUACCAAGCUAAGUCUGAAGCUGAUUGUCUUGCUAUGGAGCUUCGUGUACGGGCUAUAUUGAAGAGAAUUGGUAGAGAUCCUGAUUCUAUUUCAAAGGCCUUCGUUAAGAACUUCUGUAAAAAUGCUAGAAAGCUCACUGUGUGCAGAUACAAGCCCCUUGAGGAUGAACUAAGUUCGCCUGCUAUAUCAGAAUUGCAGAAGUACAUGACAGAUGAAGAUUACUGCUUUUCCGUCAGUUUCUACAUUCUGCUUCGAGCUGUUGAUCGGUUUACUGCCAAUUACAACAGAUUCCCUGGAUUAUUUGACAAUGAAAUUGAGGAAGAUAUAUCGAGAUUGAAGAGCAUUGCAGUGGGCGUGCUGAGCGACUCAGGCCUUCAUGGUUCCACCCUGUCUGAGGACCUAAUCAAUGAAAUGUGCAGAUUUGGAGGUGCUGAAAUCCAUCCAGUAGCAGCAUUCAUAGGAGGCGUUGCCUCCCAAGAAGCAAUUAAGCUUAUUACGAAGCAAUUUGUGCCGUUGAAUGGGACGCUUGUUUUCAAUGGAAUUGAUCAAAAGUCGCAGGUGCUUUUUGUAUAAUUGCAGCUGUGAUGCUUGCUUAGGUAACUGGAUUCUUGCUGUUGGUUCAUGCAAGCCUGAAACCUUUUUUUUUUUUUUUUU